Messenger RNA from Aethina tumida (small hive beetle), 3596 nucleotides. RefSeq lists its product as uncharacterized. The record is from RefSeq and is a predicted model, not a curated record. Lineage: Eukaryota; Metazoa; Arthropoda; Insecta; Coleoptera; Nitidulidae. The coding region runs from base 48 to 3542 and encodes 1164 amino acids. The transcript is spliced from 4 exons.
UUCAUUACGUGACAUACACUAAAUUUUAGGUCAUCCUUAGAAUCAUUAUGACUUCCUUAUAUAUGUUUGAGUUGCUGACGAAAAAAGUUAUACUAAAUAUUGACCCACCACCUUCAAAAUCCACAUUUAAAGUCCAAUUUGAUAUUGGGAUGUCUACGGUUGUGAUAGACCACAGUGAGUUUGAACAAGAUGACGAUGAUGAUACUCCUUGUGAUGAAUUUGAUUUCCAAACGGGAAAAUCAGUAUUAUUUCCAGCAUUACGUCAAUAUAUGAUUUCCUUAAUGGGAUAUCCUUUACAACUAAAAUUUUACAGCAAUGAUAACUACAUAGGAUAUGCUAAAAUUCAGUGGAACGAUAAUUUCUUGGACUUAAUAGGACUUUCUAUCACCGUGGAUAACGUACAACCCGCCAAAUUGGAAGAUCAGUUCAAAAUAUAUUCUGGAGUGGACAAGAUUAUUGGUACUGUCGAUAUUUUUAUGAGACUUUCUACUUUCGGAGAAAAAAUAGAAACCUUGUAUUACAUGGAGGAUAUAGAAACAUCCAGCAAUUACAUGUUCAUGAAUCCCAACUCGAGUAAAAUUUUUAAGUGCUCCAAAGUCGGCUCGAAGAUUUUACCAGUUGCCCCCAUAUACAAUCCAGUUUCUGAAGCAGUUGCAAAUAAAGAAAUAGACAUGCCAAACUUUUUUGACAUGGAUUUUAAAGGUGCAAGUCGGGACUCCGGGAGUACAGGCUCCAUAGUUAGUAUGGCGACCAUUGUCGAUAGAAGAACUGAAAUGAAAUUUAUAAAUUUACACGAAAUGGUUCACGGAGUUGUCAAAGAGGUCGAUAUAGAUGAAAUUGUGAUAGUCGAAUUAACAGCCGAUAAAAUAAACAGACUUAUAUGUAACAAGAAACACUGCCCAGCUGCAGUCAAAUUUAAGGAAUAUGGCAUUGGACCACUUGCAACAGGUAAAGGGCUUGGAACCCUGUAUGCGUAUGUGGAUCCACCAGUUACCUAUGGAAUCAGUCAAACUUAUGGCACCAUGCGCAAAUAUGGACCUUUCGGGUUACUUCAAGGAGAUGAAACGACUAGAAGUACUUAUAAAGUUAAUGGGCCCGAAAACUCAGUGGAAAAGGAAGUUCCAGAACCUUGUAAAUUUUGUGCUAACAGUGUUUCCUCAUCAUGUACUUCCUUAAAUUCAACGUGUAAGACUUCAAAUGCCAUAAGAUUGAAAGGAGGAAAUACUGGUAAGCCAAUUGAUGAAUUACAAACAUCCCCACUUAGACUAAAGGGUGGUGGCGAUGAAGUGCCUCAAAUAAGUGAGAGUAUCAUGCAAAUGUUGGAACAUGAGAUUGAUAUGUGUUCCAACACAAACCCUUUAAGAUUGUUGGGUGGCUCACCUCCAGGAAACGAAUUGAAAGCAAUUGUAGAAUGUAAUGCUGCUCUGGAACAGUUUGAUAAGAUUGUAGCUGAAUUUAAACACAUCGUCAAUUGUCCUCACCCAACUUGUCCAGAAAAUCCGUUUGUGGCCAAGAGUAUUUGCAAAGAAAUUUGUCCACAAAACGAAGGUCCCCCUAAUCCUGAAACUUUAUCUUGCCUCAAUUUGUCGUGUCCUUUUACAACAAAUAUGUACAGCGAACCGACGAGACCAUCAAGCACUUCCAAAAUUAAACCUGAUAAAAUCAAAUGUUCUGAGGUACAAUGUCCAUUUCAAGAUCCUAUUAGUUUAAGUAUUCAAAAAAAGUUUGAAGAAGAUAAGGUGAAGGUUGCUUGCAUGUCUCCCACAUGUCCUUAUAAACAAUAUAAAUCUGCGUUGCUAGAACCGGAGGCAAUGUUUGAUAAGCAAUUUUUACCAAUUUUAAACAAUGCUACUUGUGGACAUUCAAAAUGUGAAUACCCAGCAGAAAAAGAGUUACCACCAAUUCAUUGGGAUUGUCCUGAUCCUUUGCCAAAAGGUAACUGUAAAAACCCAAAAUGUCCAUAUGGUCCUCCAAAAGUAGAACAGGUUCCUAGAAGUCCCUGUGGUUACACCGAGUGUCCUUAUGCACUACCAGAACCUUGCGAACUUUUAACAUGCCCCUUUAGAGAGAGACCCUGCCCAUAUAAAAAGAAAAGAUGUGUAAAUAAUGACGACGAAUGUGAUGAUCCUGAGUGUGUAUUCAAUCAAAUAUUGCCUUGCUGUCCCAAUACUAGUUUAAUGUCUUUAGGAGAACCACUGUCAAACAUGCCAAGUUGCGGAAACCCUAAUUGUCCGUUAACUAGUCCUGCUGCUGCCAAACGAAAUCCUAAAAUGGACAAGUGCUAUAACCCAAAUUGUCCUUUCUCUAAGGCAACUGCAGAUAAUCCCAAAACAGGUGCAAAUAGUGGAAAUCAGUUCGUCAAUAAUGAAAUUGAUUGUGUAAGUCCGAACCGCGGUGACGUAAUAGGAAAAGAAGAAGGUUGUGAAUGUGAAAAACCACCGAAGACUUCUGCCCCCUUAACAUGCGCCGAUGAUGCCAACCUCUGCACUAAUCCGCUGUGCCCAACGAAGAUUCCGUGUGGCGACAGAAAGCCUGACGACAUUUGCAACAAUCCGGAUUGUCUCUACAACCCCUCGGAUCAAUGCCUUGACUGUGAAAACAUUAAGUGUCCUAAAAAUUUGCAUUUCGUCCAAGACUCCUGUUGGAACGUCGAAUGUCCUUAUAACAUUGAGAAAAAGAGGCGUGAAAAAUUGAUGAAAAAUAUUUGCAGCAAUCCCAAAUGCAAAUACGUUAAGGAAUCGGGUGUGGUCAUGGAGGAACUUUCUGGAGAAGGGGACGACACGUUUAUUUGUAAACCAUUAUGUGGGGAAAUUAAGGAGAAAAAAGUCAUGACUAAGAAGAAAGUUAAAGGAAAAUAUGUGUAUUCCUUGGGUGAUACGUAUCCCGGGAUGCACAUGGGUCACAGGGAAUGCGUGAUGAAAAGAUAUUUGGUGCCACCAAACAUGGGAUGGUUGUGGAACAAGCCAGGUGAUGGAUUUAAGCCUAGGAAAGGAUGGGUUCCUGGUGCCAUAGGAAAAUCAAUAGCGUUAAGAAUCAGGGAACAUAGACAAAAGCAAGGACUGGGUGUCCUCAGAUUGCCAAUGUUUAGCACAGGUGGUGAAAUGGUGACAAGAAAUGAUAUCAAAGUAAUUCCAAGGCCUACCCUCCAAAUAAAGAAAAAGGAAGGGGAUUAUAUUGUGACCUUAAAUCCCUUGAAAGAUCCCAGAACAUUGGUGCCCAAUGAAGAUCCUUAUAUAAACUGCGUUCCAUUAACAUUUAAAAUCAUCAAAAAAGUAGAUAAGGAAGAAUGUAAAUGUUUAAAUGAAGAUGAGUCAUCAAUGGAAAGUGAUUUGGACAUCGAGUUUACCCCUCCUGCUGGUAUAAUUCAUCCAGAGAGAUAUAAAAAGCUAUACAACGUUAUUCAUUGUGAAUCCCAAUUUGAUGAAAAAGAUUUUAUAAAAAGGAAAAAAGGAAAAGGAAAAGACAAAAAAGAUAAAAAAGAUAAAAAAGACAAAGGAAAGGGUAAAAAAGAAGGGAAGAAGAAAGGCAAAAAAGGCAAAUAAUAAUUAUGGUAAAAAACAAUGUAAUAUUCAAAUAAAAUAUAUAAUUCUCUAAAA